GAUGAGGAGCAGGACAGUUUGAUGGAGUUGAAGGUCCUCGGCAGGACUGAUGACAGACUGGAUGUAAGAGAUGCACCAUUUGUGUCAGGGAGUGGGUUACAAUAUGUUAUUUUGUAACAAUAUCUGGUUCCCAGUGAUGUCUUCAUGUAUUUCUUGAUCUGAUCAGCAGUCAAAUAUCUGUCCCGACAGGCAGAAGAAAAUGUUCUUGCUCAGGAGGCUGUGCUGGAGGCCCUGAUGAGGUCAGACGACAGACACAGCCAUCGGCCAGUGUGGAAGGGAGAGGAACGGCUGCGUGUGAUGUCAUCCAGUGGGUUAACUGAAGCUGGUGACAUUUGCCUCGAAGACUACUUUGAUCGUGCUGAAUAUGACAACCUCUGUGAACACAUUUCAUCCAAAUCUACAAUUGAAACUAAGGAGUCUGAAGAUGAUGGGCACUGCACUGAAGCUGCAACAGAAGCGGAUAUAGCAGAAUUUCACAGCCAGCCAGACCUGCUGAUGGAGCGAAGGACAGUCCAUAUUCUGGACAAGGGCAUCUUAGAGGAGCCCCUGAAGAUUCAUGAGCUCCGACACUGUUUAGAAAACCCCAACCACGAACUCUGUAAGCUCAAGCCUUCAGAUGCAAACAGGUCAUCAAAUGUGAGCGAAGAGAGGAAGGCUUUCAGGUUACAACUAGAAAAGGAGGAAAGGGAGGUGGAGAAGCUUGAGAAGGGUUUGGACAGAAAGUGUAAAGUGAAGAUGCAUCAAGACAAAGCUAGAAAGGUUGUAAAAUGUUCUGUAACAGACAAGGCUAGAAAUAAGAAUAGGGAGGACCGAGCGCUCUCUGAGCUUUUAUCAAAGAGCUGUAACGGAUCACCCAGAAAUCAUACUGAAUCUUUGGACAAGAAUGAAGAUGCAUGUAAGAUUGAUUAUAUUCCAGCUGAAUUGGUUCCUGGUGCUGCCAAAGAGGCUAAAUGCUCUUUCUCUGAGGAAACCCAACCUCAGGAAUGUAUCUACUGGAGAGAAUUGGCCACAUCUGGUGAAAAUAUUACCAUAUGCAAACCAGGAGCCUCUUUAAUCCCUGGAAAGGUGCCAGAUGGAGUGUUUGAUCCAGGUGGAAAAUCACGCCUUCCUCCUGUGCCUAUGCCAAGAAAAGCUUCCUUUCCUUUGGAGGACAACGUUGAAUCUCCUCAUUACACAGAGCUGGCGAAUCCUGCUCUGUCUUCAGUAGCUCAAGAUCCUGGUUUUGUGCGACUUGAUCUACAAGAAAAACCUCUUAAAUCCCUGUCAGGGAAUGUGACUACAUCCAUCAGUGUCUACUUUCUCAAUUCAAAUGUCAAGGAACACAGCAAUGACAAUGACCAGCCAGAGAAAUGCGGGCUUUCAUUGGACCACUUAUCUGAAAUGGCCACUAACAAUGAAGAGGGGACGCCAUCAAUGAAAUUCAAGACUUUAUCUCCUACAUAUGAGUGGCCACAUCAACGGUCAGCACCACAGCUACCUCCUGACCAGUCUCUAGAGUUUGACUCUGGUGGAAGAGAUGAGCUGAAUGAAGACUUGCCUGAUGGUGUUCAGAGCUCUGAGGCCUUGAGGAUAUCAGUCUCUUUGUCACCUGGGAUUCGGGUCGAUCUUAACAUCAACACGAGAGAGAUGAUGGAUUUUUCUUUUGGUGUCUCCCUGAGAAUGGAAAUACUCUGCUGCUGGGACUGCAUGGAUGAUUCCAGGUUGAAAUCAAAGGCCUGUUGCCUACUGUCACCAGGCCCAAAGGCAAAUAGUUCUCAGUGUGGAGUGAUGCUGGCCAACGUGGAAACAUCAGAAAGAACAUGCAGAGUUCAGCUUGCAAAUCGUCUUCAGAAAGUGCUCCUGAGAAGGACUGCUGUGAGGUCUGUGAGCCUGACUCCUGUGUAAUGUACCACUUCAAUUUAUUUCACCAAGUACAAUGUACACAUAGCUCUAAUGCAGUACUAUGCCUUGUCUGAGCCGCCAUAUAACCCCUUUUAAAUAUGCUUUCUGUAUUGAGUUUUUUUGUAGCAUCACUUUUACAUCCGUCAUCAAUGUGGAUCUUGACAAGUGAGCUCUUGA
Messenger RNA from Scophthalmus maximus (turbot), 2058 nucleotides. RefSeq lists its product as uncharacterized. The coding region runs from base 235 to 1884 and encodes 549 amino acids. NCBI's taxonomy places the organism in Eukaryota, Metazoa, Chordata, Actinopteri, Pleuronectiformes, Scophthalmidae. The record is from RefSeq and is a predicted model, not a curated record. The transcript is spliced from 3 exons.